This is a messenger RNA of Globicephala melas (long-finned pilot whale), 5344 nucleotides long. RefSeq names its product KLF transcription factor 15 (gene KLF15). Lineage: Eukaryota; Metazoa; Chordata; Mammalia; Artiodactyla; Delphinidae. Gene Ontology annotation, biological process: regulation of transcription by RNA polymerase II. The record is from RefSeq and is a predicted model, not a curated record. Gene Ontology annotation, molecular function: RNA polymerase II cis-regulatory region sequence-specific DNA binding; DNA-binding transcription factor activity, RNA polymerase II-specific.
GCGCGGGCCGAGGGCUCGGUGCCCCGCGGGCGGCGCCCCAGGCUCCCCCUGCCCCCCUUUCCCACACACGUUCCCACUCACGCGGGGACACCACGCGGCUCCACGCGCGAGCGUGUCGCGGACGCCCCUCCCGGCUCUCACCACGGCCCGCACACGCAGUCACACGGCAGGAACUCGCACCCCCGCGCGGUUAGCGGAGCGGGGAAGCCACCCCGCUCGCCGCAACGGUCCGCUCGCUCUCUCUCCCCUCGGUCGGCCCCCUGUGGACCUCCCCCCACCCCCGCUGUUUUCUGGCCCGGGUGACAAAAUCCCCAAGUGCCUGAGCCCCUGAAAUCACUUCCCCUCAAGGGCCGGGUGGCUCGUGGGGAGCCCCGCCGCCCCACAGGUGCGAGGACGCUGGGCUCGCGACUUUGGGGCCUGCGGGGCGGCGCGGGAGUGGAGACUCUUAUUUUGAAGGGCGGCCCCCGCCCGCCGCCCCCGUGAUUUUCACGCUGACCCAAUGGAAGGCCCUUGGCCGGCGCUGGGCUUGUUAUCAAUUACAUGUUGUUCCUGCAGCCGCUGUGUCCCCGGGAGGAUAAACAGCAGGCCUGGCCGGGCCGGGGAGGGGCGGAGUCCGGAACAGGGCGUCCCUCCCCCUGCACGCAGCCUGCGUCUCUCGCCGUGCCACGUGCUGCUGUGUUUCAGGGCCGGCGCCCGGCACCCCGCAGCCCCUACUGGGCUCUCAGUGCCUGCGUCCACCCAGGCCGAUGAGCCCUGCGUUAGGACCCAGGCGGUCGGCUGCUGCUUCCCCACCCCGGCCCCAGCCCUUUCACUCAGUCAGCAAAGUUCUGCCAGGUCCUGUUUCAGACUCUGGGGUAACAGUCAGAACGGCUUAUAUUCUGGUGGGGAGGUAGACAGAAAAUGAGGUACACAAAUACAUAACUAAGAUAGUUUCAGGCAGUGGCGACUGUUAGGAAGACUGCGAUGUGGGGUGGUGUAACCGAGGGUGAUCAGGGAGGUCCCACGGGGAGUGACUUAUGAGCUGAGAUCUAAAUAAGGUACUCCCUCCUAGAGUGCUGGGGAAGAGGGGUCCACGGAGGGGAAACAGCCAGGGCCCUGGCCUGAGGCCAUGAAGCUGGUGAGCUUGGGGCACAGCCAGUGCGAGCGGGGCAGGUGGAGCUGAGGUCUGGGGCGGAUGGGCAGGGUCCAGGUGCUGGGCUGCUGGGACGAGAUUGGGUCCCAUCUCCUUGGGAAUCUGUAAGUUUCCUCCUACCCCGCCCUACUCUACUUAUUUAUUUCCCCCUCUAUUUCUUUGGUAUCAUUUAAUCUGUGAAUACCUCAGUUUAUAUCUCUAAAAUGUAAGGCGUCCUUUGAAAAGUGUGUAGCAACCACAAUACAUCAUCACAGUUAAAAAUAUUAACUGUAAUUCCUUAAUAUCAUGGAAUAUUCAGUUAGUGAUCACAUUUCAGGGGAGAGUUUCAAGGGCAGGAACACGGCCCAAUCUGCCCCUUACCGCCUCAGUCCUGGUUCCAGGAAGGCUGGAGUCCCCGGAUUCCUAAGCAUCACAGCAGAGGGGCAGAAAGACCACAUACUCACCCACUGAGGCUAACCCUGAAGACUAGUCCUGACGGGCAUCUGCAUGGACGCCUGCCCCUGUAGUGAGUGCUCAGCGUGUGUUAGCUCAUUGGUGGUACAAAAACCCAGGAACUAGGCACAGUUGGCAGGAUCCCCAUCCAAAACAUGGCACAGAGAGGUUGUGCCACCUGCCCAAGGUCACACAGCUGGUAAGUUGCAGAGGCAGGAGCUCAGCGUGGGCGACGGGGGGGGGGGUCUCAGGCUGAGUGUGGACUCUGUUCUUCACAUUAUCUGGCAUUUGCAUUCCUUCUCAGCACCCGAUUUGGUGAAUAGUGUAUGUUUUUAAACUCCCAGUUUUAAAUGCUUAGCUGAAUAUUUAAAACCAAAAGGCCAAACGUUCUCCUGCAAAACUGCCCUGGGUGCAAACUUGUCACCUUGCCUUAGCGUCCUGGACACGGUCAUCAGAGCAUGGAACAGAUGGGAAAAUGAGGUUUGGGAGAGCGAGGCCUUGCCCAAGGUCACUAAUGAUGACCUGGCUCUGGGAGGUCCCUGCCCCUGGUUGGGCCUGUUGACCGUUGGGCAGUGCUGGGUGCCAGGUGCAGGACUGGUGCUCGCGACAGAGCAAGGGGGUGGGUGCAGACGUGAUGCCAGGGAGCAGAGGCUCUCUGGCUUUGGGUGCAGAACACCCUUUCCCCAACCUCAGCAAACACCCCGCUAUGGUCACUGGGUGGGGACAAAGGUCCGCAGAGGUGGCCCUGUCACAGCCAGACACUGUUGACUCUCCUUGGACACCGGACCCAGCAUGGCCUUCAGCUUCCCCCUCUCCUCUCUGCUGACGUUCUCUGAGCCCCUCCUGGGCACCAGCUGCCUCACCAGGAGCUGGGGACACAGCUGCGACCCGACGGCCCAGCCUGCCCUCAUGGAGCCCCUGGUCCAGUAGGGAGACGGGCAUGAGCUGGGCCUUCCUGAGGUGGUGAGUGAUCCACGGGGUGCAGCCCAAGGGGUCUUAUUUUCCAUGCAGCAGGCAGUUGUGAAGUCAAAGGAGAUAAUAGCUGGGCUCUGGGACCUGGGUGCCUUUUGCUCCCUCGGGCUACCGCCACAGGGCCUGGCCCUUGCACCGCUAGGAAAGCCCCGGGGAAGGUGCCGGCCCCGUUGAGAGCGUUUUGUGAAGGCCUGUCCCUGCCUUCCCUGAUUCACAGAGCAGGCAGCUGAGACAGGAGGGGUCCAAGAACUGGAGGGUGGGGGGCUGUCCCCCUUCAGAUGGGGAAACAGCCCGUGAGGACGUCUAAUUUUUUGCCUCCGACUAGACUUGCCUGAUUAAAAUACAAACUGCCCAGUUAUAUUUGCAUCUCAGAUGAAAUAAUUCUUUAAGCCUGCCCCAUCUAACGUUUGGACACACAUAUUAAAAGUUGUUCAGGGCUUCCCUGGUGGCGCAGCGGUUGAGAGUCCGCCUGCCGAUGCAGGGGACACGGGUUCGUGCCCCGGUCCGGGAGGAUCCCACGUGCCGCGGAGCGGCUGGGCCCGUGAGCCAUGGCCGCUGAGCCUGCGCGUCCGGAGCCUGUGCUCCGCAACGGGAGAGGCCACAACGCCGCCCCCAGCACGGCUAGGCCAGCAUGGUGGACCACUUGCUUCCAGUGGACGAGACCUUCUCGUCGCUGAAGUACCCCGUUGGUUACUUGGGUGACAGGCUGGCCGGCGGACGGGCAUACCACGCGCUGCCCUCGCCCCUCUCGGAGGACGACAGUGACGCCUCCAGCCUCUGUUCCUGUGCCAGCCCUGACUCGCAAGCCCUUUGCUCCUGCUACGGUGGCGGCCCCGGGGCCGAGGGCCAGGACAGCAUCUUGGACUUCCUGCUGUCCCAGGCCACGCUGGGCGGCGGCGGCAGUGGUGGCAGCGCUGGGGCCAACGGCGGCCCCAUGGCCUGGGGGACCUGGCGGAAAGCACCGGCACCUGUGAAGGGGGAGCAUUUCUCCUUCCCCGAGUUUCCUGUGGGAGACCCCGAUGACGUCCCGAGGCCCUUCCAGCCCACCCUGGAGGAGAUCGAAGAGUUUCUGGAGGAGAACAUGGAACCAGGGGUGAAGGAGGCCCCAGAAAGCAACAGCAAGGACUUGGAGGCCCGCGGCCAGCUCUCUGCCGGGCCACACAGGAGCUACCUCCAUCCUGGGGCCAGUGGGAGAGAGCGCUGUGCCCCCCCGCCGGGAGCUGGUGUGGGCGGCAGCCAGAGCGCGGGUGGGGGUCCCGCCCCCGACGGCCCCAUCCCCGUGCUGCUGCAGAUCCAGCCGGUGCAGGUGAAGCAGGAAUCUGGCGCCGAGCCCGUCUCCCCCGGGCAGGCCGCUGAGAGCGUCAAGGUGGCCCAGCUCCUGGUCAACAUCCAGGGGCAAACCUUCACGCUGGUGCCCCAGGCGGUGCCCUCCUCCAGCUUGAACCUGCCCUCCAAGUUCGUGCGCAUCGCCCCUGUGCCCAUCGCCGCCAAGCCCAUUGGGUCGGGACCCCUGGGGCCCGGCUCCGCCGGCCUCCUCAUGGGCCAGAAGUUCCCCAAGAAUCCGGCGGCAGAACUCAUCAAAAUGCACAAGUGUACUUUCCCCGGCUGCAGUAAGACGUACACCAAAAGCAGCCACCUCAAGGCCCACCUGCGCCGGCACACGGGCGAGAAGCCCUUCGCCUGCACCUGGCCGGGCUGCGGCUGGAGGUUCUCGCGCUCGGACGAGCUGUCCCGGCACCGGCGCUCGCACUCGGGCGUGAAGCCCUACCAGUGCCCCGUGUGCGAGAAGAAGUUCGCGCGCAGCGACCACCUGUCCAAGCACGUCAAGGUGCACCGCUUCCCCCGCAGCAGCCGUGCGCCUCGGCCCUGACCCCGACCGGGCCGGAGCCGCCCGACCACCUGCCCCGCCCGGUACUUUGUAGCAACAAGUUAUUGGCCUCCUUCAGAGGGACUUGUCGUCUUCCAGGCCACCUUCUGGAGCCCGGGGAUGCGGACCCAGGCCUCCACCCGCCCCCGCCUGGGGGGGCCCGGAGGCGGCCUGGGGGCCCUAGUGCCUUCCUGCGGCCCGGCCGCUCUCCCGCUGGGCUCCCCGCCUGGGCCAGGGCUAGCGCUCGAUUGCUGGGGCCGAAGACGUGUGCAGUUUCGAAAUGUCAGUUCCCGGAGGGAGCCGUGCUGGGAAGAAGGAAGUAGGCCAGACGUCCGGGGCUGCAAUGGAGUGUGAGCGUGGCUUUGUCCAAGAUGCCUCCCUUGGCCUGACCCCUGGAGGCUACGGUGGGGAGCUCUGGGGUGCAGGACCUGGCCUCCGGGUGGAUGUGGGAUUGGGGGACAAGCCCCCUCUCAGCGAGGUGGCAGUGCAUGUGCUUGAGUUAAGUGUGCAGGGCAGACGGACAGAUGCAGGUCUGCCCCAGGGCGACGGUACCGGUGUGGCUCAGCCCCUCAUCCUGUUUCCAGACAAAUCCAGACGGCAGCCUCCAGGGUCACCUUCAAGAGGAGAGGGGAGCCGCUGCGAUGCGUGUGGAAGAGCUAGAUAGAGCCUCCCAAAACCCUGAUUUAGAAACGCAUUCCUUAUUUUGUCUAGAAAUUAAUAUCAAAUGAACUAGCUUGUUCUGAGAGGUUUAUUUCACAUCCUAUGAAUGUGUGUAAAUAAAGUGUACAUAGGUGCCUCUACAGCAAAUCUUUUAAUAACAUGUCAGCAUUGUGUAAAUUGGAAAUAAAAUCUAUAAGCUGGUGUACAUAUGUUACAGUUAUAUAUAUUUUCUUUGGUCCUUCAUAAAAAUAUAUUUACUUUGCCAAUAAAAAGAAAAAAAG